This is a messenger RNA of Tachysurus fulvidraco (yellow catfish), 3285 nucleotides long. Its product is annotated as transmembrane protein 205. The coding region runs from base 302 to 868 and encodes 188 amino acids. The record is from RefSeq and is a predicted model, not a curated record. The transcript has 4 exons. NCBI's taxonomy places the organism in Eukaryota, Metazoa, Chordata, Actinopteri, Siluriformes, Bagridae.
GUGUUGGCUAGGCAGGACUGUUGUCUAACUAGCCGAACAAGUUGUGUGCUAGCUCGACAGUGUUUAUAGAUUUGAUUGUUCACUGGAGUACAUCGUUGAGUUGUUAAACAUGACUUCACUUUAGUCAGUUUAUGACAUUUAGGCUUGUAGAUUGUAGAUUGUAGACUUAGAAGAUUAGAGCCAUAGACCAACAGGUGAAUUAGUGGAUCUAUUUAAAUAACUCGUGAUCACUUUCAGUUACCAGGAAGGAGAACAGGAUCGGAGGUACAGCACGUACGAAAUUGGAGGGUGUCCACUGAUCAUGUCCACAGACCUAGAGCCACCUCUGUUUGUAAAACUUUUUCACCUCAUCUUCCUCUCCACCUUUUGGGGCAUGCAGAUAUGGGUCACCUUUAUCUCUGGGUUUGUCAUGGACAGCCAUCUAAACAGACACACCUAUGGCUUUAUUCAGAGUCGACUCUUCCCUUACUAUCUGCAUAUUGGCUCGGCCUGUGCUUUCUUCAACCUCACUAUUUUUGCCAUGUACCAUCCCAGUGACCUGAUGGAUGAUAAAGAGGCCUUUCAGAUCUUUGUUUUCUUUGUGUGUGUGACUGUGGCAGCAGUGAAUGCCCAAUGGUUUGGCCAGUUGACCUCCGAGAUUAUGGCGGACAUGCACAUGAUUGAGCAGGCUUGUGGACUGGGCCAGGACAUUGGGCUCUCAUCCAACCGUGAAGCCUACUCCAAACUGUGUGACAAAGACCCCAAGUACAAGCAGCUGAGCAGUCGAUUGUGGCUUUAUCACCUCCUCUCUUCACUCUGUAACCUUUGCUGUAUUGUCUGCAAUGGCUACAGCCUUUAUUACCUUGCAGAGAACCUUACAACGCUUUGAUUGUCAGUCAGGUCUUUUAUAGUGAUCCUGUGCCCCACAAUAAGGUGUGUACCACAUUCACACACUUAAUAUGUCUAUAUGCUGUGUAACAUCCGUCAAUGUAGUCUUUAGAAUCUUAGCUCCUUUUUUCUCCCCUUUCUUUUAUACCUUUGUAGUAUUUAUUGUGGUGCAGUGGUGUCCAGUCUUAUCCACAAGGGUGCAGUGUGGGGGCAGGUUUUCGUUCUAAUCAGGCUGGAGCUGCACUUUAAUCAAUUGAUCUUAAAUAGAAUAUAUUGUGUCUGUGUCUUGUGCUUAGCUGGAAUGAAAUCCUGCACUUAAGUUAUCUGAGCACAUAAGAUUUACGGUGAACGUUUGGAAGAAGGGGUAGCAAGAAAUCAUGUAUUAACUCAUGAAUAAUGCUGUUUAUAUCAGAUAUUUAGACAAAACCACAGAGCUACAUCAAUGAUUUCAAAGUGUCCACAAAAGUAAAUUAUGUAACACAGACACAUAAAAUAAACAUACAUCAAUAAGAUAAAUAAAAAAACAAACAAACAGGUGCUUGAUUUUGUGAUUAUUAUAUAAAUAGGUCUGGCUUAGAAAUGUCAGAGAUAGACUUCCCUAGUGCUGGGUGGCUUGGGAUAAGAAUAUCUUAUGUACAGUUUAUUUGUACUUAUUACUCAUCAGAAAAGGCAGGUGACUAUUAAUUGGGACUGGGGAGAAACAUCCCAUUUAAAUGUACAGCAUUUAGCAGUAAACCACAUUAAAAUCUCCACUUGGCUGAAAGUCCUGAAGAAAUUACAUCUUAGCAUGUUAAAUGAUCUAGAAUGUAGACAAACUAAUCCAGCAUUACCUGUAAAUAGAUUUAAGAAAUCAAAUUUAAGAUAUUAUGAACCUAUUUCUAGGGAUUUGUUUUUACUUAUUUCGAGCUUGAAAAAUAGUCUUGUUGUAUUUACAGAAUCUUUCCCUAAUUUAAAUCAUUUUUUGUUAGGAAGAGGCAAAAUGCUCUACCAAUAGAAAAAAGAAAAGUUAAAGUUAAAAACUUAAAUAUAGUGAAAUACUCUGAGAUUGAUCAUUAAGCAUAGUUGAUGUGAACUGAUGCUCUUGACAAAAAUGAUCCUAAUAAAUUGGCCGGUCAGUCUAUACCCAGAAAUUGACUUAAUAACCUCAUGUAUGGUUUACUGUAAUAUGAAAUAUCAGGUAAAUGUGAUUACAUUCAAGAUAUUUUUACUUGCUAAGCUGUCAGGUUUUUUUUUUUUUGUCACUUUUGUUUCACUGAAUGUAGUCUGCCGAAAUGACAAAGGAUGAUACAGGGCAUUAUAAUCUCCUGUGUGCUGACCUAGCAAUAAUAAUCUUGGUACUGUUUUUUAUGUUCUGUUAGUGGUAACAUAUAGUUACUGGUUUUAUGUGACCGUAUAGAUUUGCACUAUACAUUCUGCAUUACUGUAUGUUACAUCAUAGUGGAGCUGGUAUCCCAAGGUUAUUGGCGGUUGUUUUUUGACUAAAUUUGCCACUACAGGCUUCUGAAUGUAUUCUUUUCGCACAUUGAAAAAAAAAUCUUCUUAAAUGGACAAACUGAAAUGCUUUGCCUCUUACAGCUCUGCGUCUUUACCACUCAAGUCAUGCAGGUUGUGCAGGUUACACAGCCUCAUAGCCAGUUGCUGCUCUAUGCACACCUAAAGCAGCAACGACAUUGUGCAGUUCAUCACAGAAAUGGCAUCAGAGUAUCACUGUAAUGUCUUGACAAACGUAUAUUUUGUGUGUGUAAAUAUAUCAUAUUGUAUAUCAUGAUUAUACAAGAAUGUUGAUUGGUGUUGGGGUAACUCGUCAUACUUUUCAUUUUGCUUAAGAAAUGCAAACUCAAAGGUCUGGAAUGAAUUUCAUUCCAUGUUGUGAUACAAUAUUACACACUUCCAUGUAUCAUCUUUAUCUAGUAUUUGCUGGGGGCAAUGACAAUGUAUUUGUGUCUUAACUAGCUUUUGGGAGGUAUUUAGUCUAGAUCGAGCAUUAAAAACUUUUUUAGCAAUUAAGCUGGUGAUGCUUUAAAUCUAUCCCUAUAGCUAAGGAAUAGUUCCUGUUUUAUGAAUGCAAAUGAGCCAGCAGCAAUAUUAUAGCUUUUUUUGUUAAUUGAUGCUAUAUUUCAUGCAGUGCCUUUGGAUAGAAUUAUAGAAUUUUUAAUUAUACCGAUGAAGCCCAGAAUGAAUUCAUAUCAGUCAUUAUGAGUUGAGUUCAAUAGAGUGGGGCAUGAUAUAGGCACAUGUUGUCAGUGGUGCUCGUGUAUAUGUAAUUUUGCUGGAUUGUUAUUCAGUGUUAAAUGGUGGAUGUUGUUUCCUUUUUUAUUUAUUUAAAAAGGGUCAAUAUGCUCUUCAGGUAUUUAUGACUUCUACAGUAGUGUUGUUACUUUGUGUUCCAUUUUUCUAAUAAAAGGCUGGAACAAAACA